AUGGCCCUCGGGGAACAGCCCUUAUCGCCUCGCACAUGGCAUCACAAGCGACUCUUGCACGGUUUCCUGCGCUCGCUUUUUGCACGUCCGAGUACCAAACAGUCACCCGUUCAAAAACAGCCUCAGACGGUCGACACAACAACCAGUGCACCCUCAGACAAUACCCCUGGUUCAACAGUUUCGGGCCAGCCAUUGAUGGCCGGCCUUCUGCAGGGCAUGACUCCGGACCCAGGGUUGAAGAUACCGUCUUCUGACGACGCUCUUGAAGACAUGCUACUUUGGUCCCCCGAUCAUGGCAUCGACCAUGACAUGAUUCGCUUUCCCACUACACGGAAGCCCGAUAAGAAUCGCGUUUGGCGCCUUGAGGGAUACACAUCCGACGGUGAGAGCAUCCAGCUGCAUUACAAGCGCGAUCGUACUUUGGAGUUUCGAUGGUCGGUGUCAAUGUCCAAGCUGUAUCUUCGAGACAUCUGUCAAUGCAGCAAAUGCAUUUCCCCGUCCUCGGGCCAAAAGACUUUCUCGACUUGCGACAUAGCUGGAGUCCCUCGGCUGCGCGAUCCUGAUUCCGAAAGCAUCAAACUGUCCGUGGACGGCGAUCUUGAGAUCACCUGGGAGGACGACUUUCUCACCGGUGGUAAACACACUUCUACGUAUCCUCUGAAUUUAUUGACACGCGUGGAAACAUUUGAUGGUAGACUAUACUCCUCUCCUCAACCAUCACGCAUCUUCUGGAACAGUGCCAAAUUUCGGGCUGAUGUGGAGUCAAGGCUAGUUUCCUACUCAGACUGGAUGGACGGGGGCCGAGAAUUUGCGCGGGCUGUCGCCGACCUCUAUCGCUAUGGUCUAGUGUUCAUGCGUGGCGUGCCGGAAUCCCGGUAUGCCGUGCAAGAAAUCGCAGAAAAGAUUGGAAACCUUCGGUCUACAUUCCAUGGGCUCACAUGGGAUGUUAUAUCGAAGCCCGAAUCAGAAAAUUUGGCGUAUGCCAACGAAUCUCUGUGCCUUCAGCAGGACCUCCUCUACUGCAGCAACGUGCCCAAGGUUCAGAUUCUACAUUGCCUUGAAAAUGGCCGCGAGGGUGGUGACUCAUUGUUUAGUGAUGGACUGCGUACUGCCUAUGAAUUGAUAGUGAAAGACCCACGAAGCUACGAGGUCUUGAGCAACCAAAUGAUUGGCUUUCACUAUGAUAAGGAAGGGCACUACUAUUGGAUGGACCGCCAUGUAAUACAGUCGAAACCAUGCGGAAGUCCUUUUGGGGUAGCCUGGUCACCUCCUUUCCAAGGUCCAUUUCGCUUUAGCAGUCACCGAAAGCCCCUCAAGUCAAGAAAGGGCCAUGAAAAACAGCGGGUCGAGUCGAUGUUUCAGGGUUGGAGCAAAGCUGCCAGAGCCUUCAGAGACGGCGUGGAGUCUCCUGAAAACAUGAUCCAGUAUCGUCUGCAACCAGGCGACUGCGUCAUCUUUGACAAUACGCGGAUCUUGCAUGGGCGGACACGAUUCGACGGGACUGGCGGGCGGAGACAUCUGCGCGGCGCAUACAUCGACAAUCAAACAUUACGGAGUGCCUUUAUAGGCCUCUAUGAGAAAGAUUUGUUGAUGCCAGAAGGCAUCACGAAAGAAUCGUGGAGAAAAGAAAAGGAGAAAUCUCAGAGUCGCCUGGACCUGGCAAGUCAUCAACCAUGA
This is a messenger RNA of Diaporthe amygdali, 1677 nucleotides long. RefSeq lists its product as uncharacterized. Gene Ontology annotation, molecular function: oxidoreductase activity. Gene Ontology annotation, biological process: carnitine biosynthetic process. The record is from RefSeq and is a predicted model, not a curated record. The transcript is spliced from 2 exons. Lineage: Eukaryota; Fungi; Ascomycota; Sordariomycetes; Diaporthales; Diaporthaceae. Gene Ontology annotation, cellular component: mitochondrion. Bases 1 to 1677 code for a protein of 558 amino acids.